Molecule: messenger RNA, 243 nt
Organism: Eruca vesicaria subsp. sativa (arugula)
Lineage: Eukaryota; Viridiplantae; Streptophyta; Magnoliopsida; Brassicales; Brassicaceae
Source: the annotation of a GenBank genome assembly
AUGUCGUUUUGUCUCGGGAUUAAAAUCACAACAUUCCACUUCUUCUUCCCCGAUUCUCUCGACAUAAAACUAAGAAUCCUAAAACUCAGAGACAUAAAGAAACCAGAAGUAGUGGAGUGGGAAAUUGUCACGUUUAGUGUGAAUCAUGGUGGGUAUUGGGUUAAGAACCUGGCAGGACACGUUAGUUAUAUUAGUGGCGAGGUUAAAACUCUCGAAGGAAAACCGGAGGAUCUUUAUGAGUGA